Messenger RNA from Talaromyces rugulosus, 2598 nucleotides. RefSeq lists its product as uncharacterized. Lineage: Eukaryota; Fungi; Ascomycota; Eurotiomycetes; Eurotiales; Trichocomaceae. Gene Ontology annotation, molecular function: GTPase binding. The transcript has 4 exons. Bases 1 to 2598 code for a protein of 865 amino acids. The record is from RefSeq and is a predicted model, not a curated record.
AUGGACAUGGGGGACCCCCCUCAGCGGCAUUCCUCGGACGCAGGCGAGAAUGAGCAUUCACCUCCAGAUCGAAAGUCGCUACCUAUCGACUUACCGACGUCGCUGGACGACCGGCGCCGAGCGCCAGAGUAUGCGGGGGAAACGGAGAUCUAUGAUGGUUGGCAAGGACAAUCACAGUUCCUCGCGACACCGAUAACCACAAAGCCACUGUCGUUCAGUCUGGCGCUUGAUGACCACUCCCACGACCAAGAACAUGAGAUGCGGGCUCGGUUCGCCCAGUCAUUUUACAACGGUGACGACGAUGAAACAACGGCACGACUAGAGGAUAGUGACACCAGGUUAAUGGAGAUGCUGGCCGCUCAGGCGGCGCACCGGGAGAUGGAUUCGCUGGCCAAAGAUGAAGUCGAUAUUGCCUUGGAUGAAACCCUGUCUGACGAGGAGAAGAGCGGUAUAUUACAGAAGAGUCUGAACAUGGCUGCCAGCAAUGGUGAUGUGGAACGGGUCCGGAAAUUGGUUGAUGGAGAGGCUAGAAAAUACGUGGAUGUGAACAAACCGGACGAAGAGGGAGCCGUGCCGUUGAUAUAUGCGAGUUGCUUCGGCCAUCAAGAAGUCGUCUCGGCACUUCUCGACGCGGGCGCAUUUGUGGACAAACAAGAUCGUAAUCAAUGGAGCGCAUUGAUGUGGGCAAUGACCAACCGGCACAAGACAAUAGCAAAAGUACUGCUUGACCACGGCGCAUCUCCAGAAAUCAAGUCGUCUUCCGGUGGAACGGCAUUGGACUUUUUACAACCAGGCACGGACAUUUCAAAGUAUCUGCAUGAUAAUGGGUAUAACAUCGGGUCUGCUGGAGUUGAGGAUGACUUUUACGACUCGGGGUUUGUCCACGGCCGAUUCGAGGAAGAGAUGGCUCAGAACGAAUUAAAGCGCCGUAUGAUGAUGGAAGAAAGUGCGCUCAAUCUUGAGGUCGAUUUGUCGAGUCUAGGGCUUGAUGAACAGGUGGAGGAACCGGACGAAUUUGAAGACGAUCAACCGGAAUUCGUAUGGGAUCGAUGCCUAAAUGACCAAAUGUUUGUGUUUCAGGACAGUGAGUUGGAAAAGAUUUUGGAUAUGAUCAUCACGAAUAUGACUCCACAGCGAUCACCGUCGCAAAAGCCGGUUCCUGCAAACCUCUUAUUUCUGAGCGCUAGAUAUGCUCAUUAUCAUGCGAGCCCCGAACUCUUGGAGCAACUGCUGAUGUCGGCCACCGACAAGAUCAACGAUGUUGUUGAGCGCCACCAGUGGGAUAUGACGAUACUAGCGUUCUGGAUUUCCAACGCCACCCUCCUACUACAUUAUCUAAAGAAAGACGCCGGACUCAUGGAGUCUACCGUGGAGUUCCAGCUGCAUCUCGCAGAGUUGGUCAACGAAAUUUUUAUUCUCAUCAUUCGCGACGCCGAACGGCGCAUGAACCGGGUACUAGACCAGGCCAUGCUUGACCACGAAACGAUACCAGGACUCAACGACGUCACGUUUCAGAACGAGUGGAAGCUGUUCAAGUCGAAAUCGAAGCCGAAAGUCGAGCCACCGGAGAAAAGGUUUCGGCCACCUUCACCAAAGCGUCGAGCUCAGGUGUCGCCUCGCAAUAUCACCUCUCUGCUAUCAUCCACAUUGUUCGUUUUGGACCUGUACGAUGUACACUCGGUAAUCACAACCCAAAUAAUCUCGCAGCUACUCUACUGGAUUGGUGCCGAAAUUUUCAACCGCAUCAUGCUUACCAAGAAGUAUCUGGCGCGCACGAAAGCGAUGCAGAUCCGGAUGAAUAUCUCUGCUAUUGAAGAAUGGGCACGAAACAACAACAGACGGCCGGAACACUACGAAAGCGGAUCAAUGUCAAGCACGGGUGCCACGACGGUGGAAUCUGCGCGCAAGCAUCUCGCCCCCGUGAUCCAGCUGCUCCAAUGGCUGCAAUGCUUCUCCUCGCUGGGUGACGACCAUGAUGCCCUUAUCACCACGUUGCUUCAGUUACAACAACUCACGCCAACGCAGCUCCUCCAGGCGGUCAAAUCAUACCGCGCCGAGGUAGGUGAGAAGGGGCUCACCAAAAGCGCAUCGAAGUUCCUGCUCAAUCUUCAGCACGACCCUGAUUUGUUGUACCGCGAACAUAUGAAACUCCAAAAUCCUGAAGCAGUCCCUAACCCUACUGUUGAAAAUCGAAAGUCUCUUCCUCCCCCUCCUUCAUCGUCAACAUCUCCUCCAUUACCACCAUCAACACCGCAAAAACCAGACCAGAACGCUGCUCCUUCUGUCCCUCCUCCAGAAAUCACCAUUAACAGCCAGAAUAAUGUUAACAACGCCAACCCAUCCACUCCCCGAAAUAGCGCCCUCCUACACUCCCCAAUCUUAAUGUCCUCCCCAAACAACUUUCAUCAUCACCAUUCUACAAACGGACCUGAAAGCUACCUUCUCGAUCCAUCAAUGACACUCCCAUUCUACCUACCCACAAGCACAGACAUGCUGAUUAGCUACGGGGCUGGGUUUGGCGGGACGAAUAAAGAGAGAGCGAGGAAGUAUAUUCCAACUGUGCCAACAGAGGUGUUGAGUCGGUUUGAUCGGGUAUAG